CUCUGAUGCAUUACGAUGAUAACCUGUAGAGAAUUGAAGAAAAGAAUCAGGUUUAGACAGUCUGUGAAUCGCAUGCUUUCUGCCGCAUUCUUUUGGUACACAUUUUUUUCUUCCUUGUCUCUUUUGUGCUUUGCUAGAGAUACCAUAACAAUAGACAGUCAACUUAUUGAUGAUCAGCGAGGAGAAACUCUUGUUUCGGAUGGAGAAAGAUUUGAACUGGGGUUUUUCACUCUAAAUGGAAGAAGAUAUGUUGGGAUAUGGUAUUACAAGUCCAAUCCACGAGUGGUUGUUUGGGUGGCAAACAGAGACAACCCUCUUUUGGAAUCUGAUGGUCGCUUUGCUAUUGAUGAUGGCAACCUCAAGGUUUUAGAUUCAACUAGGAAUCUUCAUUGGUCUACAGAUCUUGGAAGUUCAUCCUUUACACUCCGACUUGCUGAGCUCAAGGAUUCUGGAAACUUGGUUUUAAGUGAUGAUAAUCAGGCAGUGAGACUAUGGCAGAGCUUUGAACACCCAACUGAUACGUUUCUCUCAGGCAUGAAGAUGAAUAAGAACCUGACAUUGACUUCAUGGAGAAGUCAAGAUGACCCAGCUCCAGGGAACUUCACCUUUAAGAUGGAUGAAGAUAAGGAUAACCAGUUUGUCAUAAAAAAGAGAUUCAUUUGUUACUGGAUAAGUUCAGAGUCUGGUAAAGUCUUCAGCUCUGAUGAGAAAAUACCUUACUCAGUGGCUUACUUGUUAUCUAAUUUCAGCAAUAGUAUUGAUCCUAAAAGGUACAAAGCUUAUAAUAACUUGACAAUUUCAUCAUCCAUGGAUCAUGACAGUAGUGGGAGCUUGGUGAUGGCGAUUACUGGGGAUAUACAGUUUUGGAGCUGGGAUGUGAACAAGAAAAGUGGGACUUUAAUAUGGUGGGAACCAAGAGACCGCUGCAGUGUGUUUAACUCUUGCGGAAACUUUGCUAGCUGCAACAGCAACAACGCAAUCGCCUGCAAAUGUUUGCCUGGAUUUGAACCUAGUUUCCCUGAGAGGUGGAAUACUGGGGACUUUUCUGGCGGGUGCAUCAGAAAGUCAACAUCCGUAAUUUGUGGGAAGAAAGAUACCUUCUUGAAUUUGACAACAAUGAAAGUAAAGGAUCCAGACUCAACUUACCCGGCUAUGAGUGAAACAGAUUGCAGAACACAGUGCCUCGACUACUGUGUGUGCCAAGCUUAUUCAUAUAAUGAAGCAAAAAGCCAAAGAGCAACCACAAGUACCAGUUCCACAUGUUGGUUCUGGACAGCCAGUGUUUACAAUCUUCAGGAGUCAUCACCAAAAGACGGUCAUAAUCUCUCUGUCCGCGUAACAAUUCCUGAUUUAGAAUUGACUACAAGGAACUGUGAUCCUUGUGGUGUAAAUAUAAUUCCAUAUCCCCUAAGCAGUCAACCAAAUUGUGGAGACCCCUCGUACUUCAGUUUCUUCUGCAAUGACUCGACAGGCCAGCUUAGCUUCAAGGCACCUAACGGCACCUACAAUGUCACUAGAAUCAACCUGGACACACGGACAUUUUUUAUCCAAGCCAACGAUGCAUAUUCAAUAAGUGGAAUUCUGGACCUCAAUCUGUCAUUUCCCUUUAACCUAACUGGCAGGUCCAAUGCUGAUAAUUCAUCUCACGGUACAAAAGAGCUAGAAAUUACUUGGAAUCCCCCGGCAGAGCCAACCUGUAAUUCUAUCAUUGACUGCCAUGAUUGGCCACAUACUACUUGCAGUCUGAAAGUAGAGGGACAAAGAAGGUGCCUUUGUGAAACAGACUACCAAUGGGAUCCCUUAGUUUUGAAUUGUACUCAAGUAGAAACAGAUUAUCAUAAUCAAUCUGGAGGGUCUUCAAGAAGAAAAACACGUAUUUCUCUGAUUGUUGGCGUAACUCUUGCAACUUUCAUUCUCUUGUCAUGCAUAUUUGCAUAUAUCUUUUUCCAGAGAAGAAAGAAGGUCAGUGGACAAGAAAACAGGGAUAAUGCUCCACAAAAUGUGGCACUUCACUUGUAUGACACUGAGAGAACAGUGAAAGACUGGAUAAACUCGUUCCAGUUUGAAGAGGAAGAUAAGAAGGGCAUAGAUGUACCUUUUCUUAACUUGGAGAGCAUACUAAUUGCUACAGAUAACUUCUCAGAUGCAAACAAGCUUGGACAAGGUGGAUUUGGGCCUGUUUACAAGGGGAGUUUUCCAGGAGGUCAAGAAAUUGCUGUAAAGAGGCUCUCAAGUGUCUCUGGGCAAGGCUUGGUUGAAUUUAAAAAUGAGGUGGUGUUGAUUGCUAGACUUCAACACCGGAAUCUUGUGAGACUUUUGGGUUACAGCAUUGGAGGAGAUGAAAAACUUUUGGUAUAUGAAUAUAUGCCAAACAAAAGCUUAGACUACUUCCUAUUUGGCAACAACUGCAACAUGACUCUAGAUUGGAAUUUGCGCUUCAGCAUCAUUUUGGGAAUUGCACGUGGGCUUGUAUACCUUCACCAGGAUUCUAGACUUAGGAUCAUUCACAGAGAUUUAAAGACAAGCAACAUUCUACUUGAUGAGGAAAUGAAUCCGAAGAUCUCUGACUUUGGCCUGGCGAGGAUUUUUGAAGGCAGACAAACUGAAGGGAACACAAGCAGAGUAGUUGGAACAUAUGGUUAUAUGUCCCCGGAGUAUGCACUAGAUGGAUGUUUUUCAGUCAAGUCCGACGUUUUUAGCUUUGGUGUUGUGAUACUAGAGAUAAUCAGUGGGAGAAGGAACACCAAACGCUAUGAUUUUGAACAAGCUCCAACCCUUCUUGGUUAUGCGUGGAGUUUAUAUAGAGAAGACCAAGCAUUGGGUUUUAUGGACAAGCCACUCCAGGAAAGUUGCAAAACAAAUGAAUUUUUGAAGUGCAUAAAUGUUGGACUCUUGUGCGUACAAGAAGACCCAGCUGAUCGUCCUACCAUGUCAAAUGUCAUUACCAUGCUUAGCAGCGAAGCCGGGACCCUUCCAACUCCUAAGCAACCUGCCUUUAUUACAAGGAGAGGCUCCACAACAGGUUCUUCUUCUAGUAAACCAGAAACAAACAAUGAAUCGACAAAUACUUUGGUAGAGGCAAGGGAUACUAUAACAACAAACACUUUAUUAAGCGAUAAUGGAGGUGAAACUCUUGUUUCUCCCGGAGAAAGAUUCGAGCUGGGAUUCUUUACUCCUAAUGGAAGCUCCAUUAGAAGAUAUGUGGGGAUAUGGUAUUACAAGUCGAGUCUGCGAACAGUGGUAUGGGUGGCCAACCGAGACAACCCAAUUUUGGAUUACACUGGUGCUUUAUCUGUCUCAAAUGAUGGAAAUCUUAAGGUUACUGAUGGAAGUGGGAAGUCUUACUGGAGUACUAAUCUUGAAGGAACUCCACAAAUCUACAGGACAGCUAAGCUCAUGGACUCUGGAAACCUGGUUCUGAAUGACCAAGAAAGAAUUUUCUGGCAGAGUUUUGAUAAUCCAACUGAUACUUUUCUUCCAGGAAUGAAGAUGGAUGAAGAUAUUGCCCUUGCUUCGUGGAAAAGUCACGAUGAUCCUGCACCUGGGAACUUCAGUUUUCAGCUGAAUCAAGGAGACAACAAAUAUAUUAUCUGGAAAAGAUCAAUCAGAUACUGGACAAGCGAUGUUUCGGGUAAAGUGGGUACUUCUGAUGAGAUGCCUUCUGCCAUAUCUUACUUACUGUCAAACUUCAGUAUGAGUUUUAUCCAAAAUAACUCCGUCCCAUAUCUUGAAUCUUCAUUAUACACUGAUACAAGGAUUGUUUUGAGCUUCUCGGGUCAGAUUCAGUGCCUCAAGUUUGAUACUGAUAAGAUUUGGUCUUUGAUUUGGGCAGAGCCUAGAGAUGGUUGCAGUUUGUAUAAUGCUUGUGGAAAUUUUGGUCUCUGUAAUAGUAAAAAUAACUUGGUGUGCAAGUGUUUGCCAGGAUUCAAUCCUAGUUUUCCAGAUUAUUGGAGUACCGGAGAUUUUUCAGGCGGAUGCACGAGAAGAUCAUCAUUGUGCGGCAAGAAUUCUAUGAGGGAAACUACUUUCUUGAGCUUAAAGAGGAUGAAAGUAGGAGACCCUGAUUCUAAGUUUGUUACUAAGAAUGAAAUGGAAUGCAAACUAGAGUGCCUCAGCAACUGCCAAUGCCAGGCCUUUUCAUAUGAAGAAACUCAAACUAACAAAAGUAGUUCUGGUGGUUCCACCUGCUGGAUCUGGUCAGAGGAUCUAAACAAUCUUGAGGAGGAGUAUGACAGUGGCCGGAACAUCAAUGUACGCGUUGCAGUUUCUGAUAUAGAGUCAACAGAGAGAAAUUGCAAGAUGUGUGGAGCAAAUCUGAUACCAUAUCCUCUAAGCACAGGACUGGAAUGUGGUGACCCCAUGUACUUUAAUUUCUACUGCAAUAUCUCAACGGCCCAGGUUAACUUUGAGACACCCAGUGGUAUCUACCGAGUCAAAAGUAUCAAUCCAGAAACAAGAAAAUUUGUCGUCCAGGCUGAAAAUGCAGAUGCUUGUGAGGCUGGGAAAUCAAAUUUGCAGCUCAACCUGUCAUCGCCAUUUCAUGUGAUCAGUUGGUGCAAUUAUGGGUCGAGAAACUUUAGUGAUUCUGAUGUAUCCCUUACAAGUAGUGACGAAGUAGAAAUUAGUUGGAAGCCACCACCAGAACCAACUUGCACCUCACCUUUAGAUUGCAAAGACUGGCCAAAUUCAAUUUGCAGGGCAACAAAAUACGGGAGGAGGUGCAUCUGCAACACACACUUUAAAUGGGAUGGCUUGAGUUUGAAUUGUUCAGAAGAAAGUAGCAGUAAUCAGCAUGUUGAUAGGCCUCUAAGAGGAAAGAUGCCCUUAUCUCUCAUCAUUGCAGUAUCUUUUAUGAGUGUCAUUUCUUUGAUUAUUCUCAUGAGCAUGACUACUUAUAUCUGUUGGAAAAGAAUAAGUUUGGCAGAGGAACAAGGAAGCAGGAGAACAAUUCGAAGAUAUUCAGGACUAAACUUGUAUGGCAGCGAGAGAUGUGUUAAAGAUAUGAUUGAUUCAAACCGGUUUAGUGAAGAUGAUACCAAAGGCAUAGAUGUGCCAUUUUUCACUUUAGAAAGCAUACUAGCCGCUACAAAUAAUUUUGCACUUGCAAACAGGCUAGGACAAGGUGGGUUUGGGACCGUUUACGAGGCUAAGUUUCGAGGAGGAGAACAAAUUGCUGUGAAGAGGCUCUCAAGUGCCUCUGGUCAAGGCUUAGAGGAAUUCAAAAAUGAGGUUCUGCUGAUCGCCAAACUUCAGCAUCGCAACCUUGUGAGGCUUUUGGGCUAUUGUGUUGAAGGAGAAGAAAAGAUGCUGCUAUAUGAAUUCAUGCCCAAUAAAAGUUUAGACUCCUUCAUAUUUGAUCGCAAGCUAUGCACAUCGCUAGACUGGGAAAUGCGCUACAACAUUAUAUUGGGAAUAGCUCGAGGACUCCUAUACCUUCACCAAGAUUCAAGACUGCGGAUCAUUCAUAGAGACUUGAAAACAAGCAACAUUUUAUUAGAUGAAGAUAUGAACCCCAAAAUUUCAGACUUUGGCUUGGCACGAAUAUUUGGAGGCAGCAAAGAAACAGCUGUAAAUACAAAUAGAGUCGUUGGAACGUAUGGUUAUAUGUCUCCAGAGUAUGCAUUAGAUGGGCUCUUUUCAUUCAAGUCCGACGUCUUUAGCUUUGGAGUUGUUGUGCUUGAAAUUAUCACUGGAAAGAGGAACACAGGAUUUUAUGAGCCUGCACAAUCUCUGAGCCUUCUAGGCUAUUCAUGGCAUUUGUGGAAGGAAGACAAGGCAUUGGAUUUGUUGGACAAGACACUGCAUGUAUCCUGCAAUCUGAAUGAACUCUACAAGUGUGUAAAUGUUGGGCUACUAUGCGUACAAGAAGACCCAAGUGAUCGUCCCACAAUGUCGAAUGUAGUUUUCAUGCUUGGCAGUGAAACUGCAACUCUUCCGACCCCUAAACAACCAGCCUUUAUUGCACGGAGAUGCCCCUCUAAUAAAGCUUCUUCAUCUAGUAAACAAGAGACAUUCUCAAACAAUGAAUUGACCGUCACUUUAUAUGAUGGGAGAUAGCAUCUGAAACUCUCAUUGAUCUUGCAUAUUUGUCAAGUUUUUAUGUGUUUUUUCUUUGUUUUGUUUCUUUUAUAGAAGAAUAUCUGGUAUCUAUGUAGAUGGCAACCUAUUUGAUUCUCUUUAUAUCACUGAUUUUAUUGAUGAUCACUUGAGCUAAAAUGAGCGAGUCUUUCUGUACCUUAUAUCGUUUACCCGUCCCUUGUAUCGGUUUAGCGCAGAAGGUUUAAA
Molecule: messenger RNA, 6285 nt
Organism: Tripterygium wilfordii
Lineage: Eukaryota; Viridiplantae; Streptophyta; Magnoliopsida; Celastrales; Celastraceae
Product: G-type lectin S-receptor-like serine/threonine-protein kinase At4g03230
Exons: 16
Coding region: 16-6057 (2013 amino acids)
Biological process (GO): recognition of pollen; protein phosphorylation
Molecular function (GO): ATP binding; protein serine/threonine kinase activity
Source: RefSeq, a predicted model, not a curated record